UACACGAGUCAAUCCUUGGACGAACACAAUUCCGUUUCUAAAAUCGCUCCGAAAAAUCACCGUAUUUUUUGCCUGUAAACGUGAAACAGUAUUAUAAUUCGGUUAUUUUGAGCUUGAUUGGAGUACCCAAACCUCAAAUAUGGAGAAUGAUGCUGAAUCUGUGAGGAAAAUAGGAAAUAUUCUGAAUGAUCAAAACCAGCAGCUCGCCGAACGAUUCCGUGCUCUUUUCACAUUGCGUAACAUUGGAGGAGAGACUGCGAUCGAAUGCAUCGGGAAAUCCUUUUCUGAUCCGUCUUCAUUAUUGAAGCACGAAAGUGCAUAUUGUCUUGGACAGAUGCAAGAUCAAAGAGCGAUUCCUUUGCUUACAAGUGUGUUAGAAGAUGAUACACAAGAGACAAUUGUCAGACAUGAAGCCGGUGAAGCUCUCGGUGCAAUAGGAUUACCCAGUUCUAUUGAGGUCUUGAAGAAGUAUGAACACCAUCCUGUACAGGAGAUAUCAGAGACCUGUCAGCUUGCCCUCCAGCGGAUCGAGUGGCAGACGAGUCAGCGAAAGGCAGAAGAGGAAUCGCGUCUCAGACCCAACCCUUUCAACUCCGUAGACCCCGCACCUCCUGCAGUAGAGACCAGUGUAGCUAACCUAAAAGAGACCCUCCUGGACCAGGGUCAACCUCUGUUUGCAAGAUAUCGAGCCAUGUUUGCCUUGAGGAAUCUCAAUACAGAAGAGUCGGUUCUUGCUCUUGCUGCAGGACUGAAGUGCGAGGACAGCGCCCUCUUCCGUCACGAGAUUGCGUAUGUUCUGGGACAGAUGCAGCACGAGGCCAGCAUCCCACAGCUACAGGAACAGCUUGCCAAGGUGUCCGAAGACCCCAUGGUCAGGCACGAGUGUGCGGAAGCCCUUGGCUCUAUUGCUGCGGAGAAGUGUUUGGAGACACUCCAGGGUUACGUGAAGGAUGAAGCGAGGGUGGUCAGAGAGAGCUGUAUCAUCGCCCUGGACAUGUGCGAUCAUGAGAACAGCAACGAUUUCCAGUACGCCAACACUCUCGGGAAGUUGAAGGAUAACGUCCAGGAAGAGCAGGUGGAGUCAUGAUGACGAGAGAAAUAAAAAAAACUUUAGAAUAAUUUUUUGUUUAGUUUCCUGCUUAUCCUCCAGCAUCUUAUGAAGUGAUCCUACAACAAAAAGAUAUUUGUCACUCAGACAUUCUCGUGAUAUAUUAAAGAAAGGACAAUCAUCAAUCACUUCGGACUAGAGGAACAAGACAUUUUUUUUGAGAACUAGGAUUCUAUUUCUCCUAUUUCAGUUUAUACCUAUUAAUAUUACCAGUAACUUUGCCAAAGUUAAAUCUUUUGAGAAACCACUUAUGGAGUUCAACUUAAAACAGGUAUAGCGUGGGGGUGUUUCACAAAGGGUUAAGUAUGACUUAGAGUUGCGCGUACGGUAUGAAAGGCUUGACCAGAUUGUGUCAAGAGGAUGCGCACUACUGCGUAUCUAUAAAUGAGAUCACACGUUGCACAUUGUGUAUGCGUCGGCAUUUACAUUAAGUGCAACUUAAGUCGUACUUAAAUCUUUGUGAAACACCCCCCUGGUCUAAUAGAAUUGCUUUGACUUGAGCACAUUUGACUUAUAGAUCCAUUUAUGCAUGUUCACCUGUGUCAAGUCAAAUAGCAAUUUAUAUGUACAUUUGACCUUGGUCAUUUUUUUAGCCAGCUUAUUGCAUGUAAAUUAUAUUUUUAUUUAUAAAUUCUUGUGGGAGUACUGUAUGGACAAGUAACUUCACAAAAAAGAUUAUUUUAAAAAUGUACAAUGUAUACUCUCAAAGAUCAGAGAUCUAAGCACCGUAACGAAAGUCAGAGCCUUGUCUUUCACAUGGAAAUCUUGCAAGCAUCUUUCCUUCCUUGCAUUCAUAAUAGACGAAAGAAAUCAGGAAUAUGGGGAAGGCUCUCUGAAAGAUGCAUAAGCCUUUGAAUCUCAGUUUCAUGGUCUUGUGUAUCCCUCACAGAACUCAUGGCAUUCCCGAUUAAAUUGUCUAUUAUCAAAUUGGACCUUCUUAGCACUGACAAGACACUAUGGAUUCCUACCUGAAAGACGCUGCCCUCAAUUUUAGUAAGGUGCCAAAAUUGUUCAGUUCCAUUGUAUUCUUGUUUUUAUCAGCAAUGAGGGGUCAUUACUGAACCAUUGGUGGUUACAGUAAUUUUGUAGUUGGUACAUGUAGCUCUCUUGCAGAUAAGGUUCAUUGAAUUACUGUUGGUCAAUGUUGGCAUGGUCUUUAAAGGACAAGUCCACCCCAACAAAAAC
Lytechinus variegatus (green sea urchin) is the source of this 2293-nucleotide messenger RNA. It is a transcript of the gene dohh, whose product is annotated as deoxyhypusine hydroxylase-like. The coding region runs from base 140 to 1087 and encodes 315 amino acids. Gene Ontology annotation, molecular function: deoxyhypusine monooxygenase activity. NCBI's taxonomy places the organism in Eukaryota, Metazoa, Echinodermata, Echinoidea, Temnopleuroida, Toxopneustidae. Gene Ontology annotation, biological process: peptidyl-hypusine biosynthetic process. The transcript has 4 exons. The record is from RefSeq and is a predicted model, not a curated record.